This is a messenger RNA of Meira miltonrushii, 1255 nucleotides long. RefSeq names its product ribosomal protein L13. The record is from RefSeq and is a predicted model, not a curated record. Lineage: Eukaryota; Fungi; Basidiomycota; Exobasidiomycetes; Exobasidiales; Brachybasidiaceae. Gene Ontology annotation, biological process: translation; negative regulation of translation. Bases 321 to 935 code for a protein of 204 amino acids. Gene Ontology annotation, cellular component: cytosolic large ribosomal subunit; ribosome. The transcript has a single exon. Gene Ontology annotation, molecular function: mRNA binding; structural constituent of ribosome.
CGUCCAUACCAACAAAACGGCAUCAAGGUAAGUGAUCGAAACAUGGCAUAUGGACGAUUGAUUGAAGAUUGGACGACACAGAGAUAGUCAGCGAUGCUUUAUUGGGGAGGCGGUGAUAGAAAGUGGUGGAAGAGGGGAGGAGAGUAAUCGAAGAUGAAUUAAGCCCUUGCUGUCUUUGGCUUGUACCGACGUCCGACAAAUCAAGACUGUUCGACAAUACAAUCGCUUUAUUUGACACAGUCGUCCACCUUCAAUCCGCCCGUUCUUCAUUCCAAUCGAACAUCAGACUUACCCUUAGUUUACAUUUCUUACAUUUACAGAUGAGUCUCCAAACAAGCAAGCCGUACCUCGUGGAUGGCAAGGGCCACUUGAUGGGUCGCUUGGCCUCCAUUGUCGCCAAGGAAAUCCUUAACGGACAAAACGUUACCGUUGUCAGAUGUGAAUUGAUCAACAUCUCCGGUAACACUUUCCGUAACAAGAUCAAAUUCCACGACUUCAUGCACAAACGCCAUUUGGUUAACCCCAAGAAGAGCGGUCCAUUCCACCACCGUGCACCUUCCCGCAUCUUUGCCCGUGCCGUUCGCGGUAUGGUUCCUCACAAGACUGCCCGUGGAGCUGCAGCAAUGAACCGUCUCAAGGUUUACGAAGGUAUGCCACCACCAUUUGACCGCCAAAAGAAGUUCGUCGUUCCCCAAGCGUUGCGUGUUCUACGAUUGAAGCCAGGACGUAAGUUCGCUACAUUGAAGGCAAUCUCUGCCGAUGCAGGAUGGAAAUACGAAGCUGUUGUCGAUAAAUUGGAAGAGAAGCGUAAGGUUAAGGCUGCUGCAUACCAAGAACGCAGAACUGCUGCUCACAAGAAGCGUGCUGCUGCCAUCACUGCUGGUGGAUCUGGUUUGGCAGAGAUCAACUCCAAGUUGACUCCUUAUGGUCUUUAAAUUGGAAUAAAGUUGAUUUGAAGGGUCAUUACAAUUUGACUUUAAGCGACUUUAAUUUCGUCUCUCCUCCAUGCAUUACCAUCAUUUCAUGAUCUGUCACAUUUAUAGCCUCGCACGCACACAUUAUUCGAAGAGAAGCUUCAAACAUUGAACGCUUGCCUUCAUCUGUACACUGGUGUAAUUAUCUUUAUACACCUCAAAAUACAACAUUGUUACGCAAAACAUACAUGUUUGAUCACCACCAGAUAAGGAAAUGAGGAUAGCCAAGCUUCCGAGAGACUGGAAUAAUCUGGUUUGGCACGUGAAUGAAGUACGCUGAU